Paramecium pentaurelia is the source of this 135-nucleotide messenger RNA. NCBI's taxonomy places the organism in Eukaryota, Ciliophora, Oligohymenophorea, Peniculida, Parameciidae. The record is from the annotation of a GenBank genome assembly.
AUGGAUAAAAAUGAUAUCUUAAAUAGACAUGAUGAUUUUAAUUUGAGUGCUUAUGUUAAUUUUAUGGCAUUAAAAUAAGCAGCACUUAAAGAACAAGGUACUAAGGUUCCAGAAUUUAUAACUAAAAGUAAUUGA